AAACCCAGGCGGCCGGCUCCCCGACACAGACGCCGACUUCUCUGACCGCCCCAGAGUCGCCUGAACGCCUCGUCCUCCUCGUCCUCCAUCAGAGCUGCAGAAGUUGUCCAAUCAAACGUCUCCAACUGUGCUUCUCUGCCUCCCGGACAGCUGAUUGGCCAGCUCCACCAUGCUCCGCCCCCUGCUGUACCUGUCUGCUCUCAUCACCUUCGCAGGUGCUCAGAGGUUCACGGCCUCCUCAGAGUUCGACAUCAGCUCCUGUCCCAUCACCUUUUACGGACGGACACACCAGCGCGCCUACGUGAACUUCACCAGGCAGAACCUGGUGGUCUGCUUCAGCGGUUUUUACGGCUCUAGAACCGACGGCGACUGCAUUUUCGGACCUCUUCCCGACUCCGGGAGCGCAGAAUUCGAGCAGUAUCAGCGGAUUCCGGUUCUGGAAACCAUCGUGAAGUACAGCGUUCCGAGCAUCGAUACCAGGAUGGACUGCUACUUUUCUUUCUCCUUCCAGCACAACAGAGGCUACUCCACCCUGGCUCUGAUAAAGUUCGGACCGCGGUCGGUUCUGUACGUCUACACUCCUGCCGAGGGCACGGUGGUGGUCGACGUCCAGGUGGACGGAACCACAGCGGACAAGGUGACGGUCACCAACACUCCUACCAGCAGACAGACGCGUGGCUACCUGGACACCAGCGGCUGCAGACACGCAGGUGCCGUGUAUAAACCCGCCACAGAGGUGAGCUCACCUGAAACCUGCUUCCGUCUCACCUGUGAUAAAGACGUGGUCCUCACAACCUCUUCCUGUGGUCCUCUGGAGCGUUGCCUUGGAAACGGCAGCUGCAUCCCCGCCGCCCUGUAUGACGCCAUAUUCAACCCUAAACUGGACGAGGUGUGCACCGUGACGGGCCCCGCCCUCGUCGACUUCCGCGGCGGCGUCACCUCUGUGAGGGAUCGCUGCAGCUACUCCCUGCUGUCCCUGCCGUCAGUCCCAGACUUCCAGGUGGUGGCCAGCUUCCAGGAGCGGCGGCGUAAAGACGUGAGCUUCCUGGACGGCGUGACGCUGCGGCUGGGUGGGCCGGACGUUCGCGUCCACCUGAAACAAGGCGGCAGAGUUCUGGUAAACGACGCCACCCUGACCCUCAACAGCCCGGAUCCGCUGGUUCACCCCGCUGGGGUGGAGCUCUCCAAGGACCUCACCGGAGUCACUGCCAAGGUCUCACUCUCCAACUUCACCGUCUCGGUCUUCUUUGACGGCUACACGGCGCAGAUCCACCUGCAAGGACCCGUUGGAUCGGCCCUCCAUGGCCUGUGUGACAACGCCAGCAGGUCCCUGGCAGACCUGAGGCUGCCUGAGUCCAGCUCCACCAGCUGUGAGACGCAGUUCACUGACACCGAUGACCCAACGAUCAGCUGCACCAAGAUGACUGAGCACUGUAACCUCCUGAAGGAGGCGCCCUUCUCUGCCUGUGACAUUAACCCAGAGCCCUACAUAACCGCCUGCACCAAGACGCUGUGCAGCUAUCCCGACCAGGAUGGCCUCAAGUGUCAGUUCCUGGAGGCCUACGCCAGAACCUGCCGGCUGAAGCGUAACGCCACGCUGGCCGGCUGGAGGACCAAGACCGAGUGCUCGCACCCUGAAGCCUUCUGUCAGGACAGGACCUGCAGCGAUCAUGAGUUCUGUGGAGAGAAGACCGUCGGUGGAGACACUCGCUGCUUCUGUCGAGCCAUUUUUGCCUCCAAAUACAGAGACAGCAACACUUUGGGUGACCCAAUGGUCUGCAACCAGACCUCUGCUUCCCUGACUCUGGCCAACUGUCUCCUGGAGGAUGAAGGCGUUGACUACGCUGCCUUGCACCUCAAAGACCUGACCUGCAGGGGGCGCAUGGACGAGGAGACCCACAUGGUGACUUUCAGCUUCAACGGCACCAACCGCUGUGGGACGGAGGUCAUGAACAACAACAACCAGAUCAUCUACCAGAACACCAUCAGUAACCACGGUGGCUCCUCCAGCGUCAUCACUCGCAGAGACCAGGUCUUCAUCGACUUCUCCUGUGUCUACUCGCAGGAGGCCAUCAAGGCGUUCAAAAUCAGGAGCAGGUGUGUGGCGGACUGUGGGACCAAUGACGAUGGCAGCUCUGUGAUCAAGGUCAUCACCUCUGGAGUUUGGAACUACACCCUGACCAUGAAGGCCUACACCGACGCAGCCCGCACCCAGCCGGUGGAGUCCGACACCCAAGUCGGGCUCGACCAGACGAUCUGGGUGGAGCUGAAGACCGACGGGCUGGACGGAGACCUGCUGUCCAUAGUGACCGAAUCUUGCUGGGCAACCAAUCAGGAAUCAGACAACAGCAGCCUGAGAUACGACCUGAUUAAGAACGGCUGUGCCAAUCCUGUCGACCCAACGGUGAGGGUGGAAGGAAACGGAGAGGGAACCUCCAACCGCUUCUCCUUCAACAUGUUCCAGUUCUCUGGGAGGUCCGGGAACAUCUACAUGCACUGCAAACUGCAGCUGUGCGUCAAGGAGGGCAACAGCUGCAUCCCGCAGAAAUGUAACGGGGCUCGGAGACGCAGAUCCAUCAGGUCCAGAACUGGAUCCCCAGCACUCAUCAGCAUGGUUUGGACCGACUAGAUGGGCUCAGAUGAGGACAGUGGAGGCUGCAGAACCCCAGGAUGGCGCCUGGUUCUGAUCCAGAGGCAGGCUGUGGUACAUCUGCUCACUGCUGAGUCGUCUGUGGACCAUGAUGAUGAUUUUACAGAUAAUAUAACGGUUCCUACAGGAACAUGGUGAAGGUCGUCUCUUUACUCCUUGGUCCGAACUGGGUCGGAUCGGUUCAGGUUCUGUUGCCACAGCAACAGCUAAAGGGUUUUAAAAUAGUUUGGAUGGGAUAAGUUUUAAUAACGGGUGUUAUAAAAAGACUUGAAUCAAUAUUGUUGGUGGCUGUGUGAUUGUGAUGAAGGAUUUCUGACUGAUGCUUGUUGUAGUAAAUCCUAUAAUAAAAAUCUGACAACCAAAA
Fundulus heteroclitus (mummichog) is the source of this 3014-nucleotide messenger RNA. Its product is annotated as alpha-tectorin. The transcript is spliced from 19 exons. Bases 170 to 2629 code for a protein of 819 amino acids. The record is from RefSeq and is a predicted model, not a curated record. NCBI's taxonomy places the organism in Eukaryota, Metazoa, Chordata, Actinopteri, Cyprinodontiformes, Fundulidae.